Molecule: messenger RNA, 2562 nt
Organism: Pichia kudriavzevii
Lineage: Eukaryota; Fungi; Ascomycota; Pichiomycetes; Pichiales; Pichiaceae
Exons: 1
Coding region: 1-2562 (853 amino acids)
Biological process (GO): DNA-templated transcription; positive regulation of transcription by RNA polymerase II
Molecular function (GO): zinc ion binding; sequence-specific DNA binding; DNA-binding transcription factor activity, RNA polymerase II-specific
Source: RefSeq, a predicted model, not a curated record
AUGAGCUCUGUUGUUGGAAUAACGCGUUCAAUCUCCGCGUGCAAAAGAUGCAGAAAAAAGAAGAUAAAAUGCUCUCAAGACUUCCCAAGGUGUCAAAACUGUGAGAAAGCCAAUGUUGAAUGUGUAUCACUAGAUUCUGCCACUGGCCGUGAGAUACCAAGAAGUUAUGUCGUACAUCUGGAGGAGAGAAUUAAGGAGCUGGAAAAAAUGCUGACAAACAACAACAGUGGAGAAAGCGUGGAAACGUUGAAGUUUUCUCAGUUGAAUUCACAGAUUCCCAAAGGUAACAGAAAUGGAAAUAACCAUCCAAGCCCAUUAGGCGCUUCCGAUUACUACCCAUAUAAUACCAGAUCCGAGAGAUCAACAUCUUCUAAUUAUCAAGGUGAUGUGUUGAGCUUUUCAAAAUUGAUGUUUGCUGCAGUUCAUUUCAAUGAUGACCAAAAAGAACUUAGGAGACUUUCCUCCUCAGGUGUAUCAGUGAAACCUCAUAUAGAUCCGACGUCGAAUUUCACACUGUCUUUUUCCAAUAAGGUUGCGAUAUUGCCUCCAAAGCAACAAUCUCUUGAUUUCAUCUCAUUAUAUUUUGCCCAAUCGAACUCGCAGCUACCGAUCUUCCACCGUGAUGAGUUUAUUAGAAACUACUUUAUCCCAAUAUACGGAAGUGUACCUGAAGGUACCAAUUUGGCGUCUUCGAGUAUAAGCAUUGAUUGGAGUAAGUUUCCUCAAGUGGACGAACAGGAUACAUGGUAUUAUCAGUAUACAAAACUGUUGGAUGAAAAAACCAAGGAAAACCCAGAAAUGGAUCCAUUUCGAUUCUCUGCAUCAAUAGAAGUUCCAAAAAAGUUUAGUAAACCAUUGUAUUUUAUAAAUAUGGUGUUUGCAUUAGCAACAAGUGUAUGGCAUUUACAAUUUCCAGAUCAAAUAUCUGAGAACUAUAAAAAUGCUGCGUUACUUUACAUUGAAGAUGCUUACUCGGGAUCAAACAGGCUAGACGCUUUACAAGCAAUGCUUUGUCUAACUCUAUAUUCUUUAAUGAGACCAUGUGUACCUGGUGUUUGGUAUUUAUUAGGUUCAUCUUUAAGGUUAUGCGUUGAUCUAGGGUUGCAUGUCGAUUCAACAUCUAAGGAUGCAUUUACCAUUGACAUGAGGCGAAGAUUAUUUUGGUGUUGUUAUUCAUUGGAUCGUCAAAUAUGCGUUUACUUGGGACGACCUUUUGGAAUUCCUGAAGAGUCUAUAAGAGUAACGUAUCCUUCGCUGUUGGAUGAUCACUAUAUUUUGCCAGGAUCUACUUAUGAAGAAUUAUAUGCGAAUGUUAAUUUACGUUAUCCUUCGUAUAAACACGUUUCGCUUGCAAUGUUUGAAAUCAGAACCAUCCAAGCAGAGAUUCAGUGCAUUUUGUAUGACAAUAGGGAUGUACCAAGAAUAUAUCCGAAUUUGCAAGCAUGGCAUAGCGAUAUAAACAAAAAGCUGGAAAAAUGGAGAUCAACAACUCCAAAGAAUGAUGGACUAAUGAAUUGUGACUUUAACACCGACUUUUUUGAACUAAAUUAUCACCAUUCCAAAUUAAUGUUGUUUGGAUUGUCUCCAAAUAGGUGCAUCCUAACGGACAGUGACCAAAUUGAAGUAGCAGAAGCUUCCAAAGGCACUAUCUUGACUUAUUACAAUCUAUUUGUUAAGGGUGCUCUUAAUUACACUUGGGCAGUCACCCAGAAUGUUUUUAUGGCACAAAUGUCGUUUUUCUACGCAAUUUUUAAUUGUGACUUUGUGAGAAAUUCAACUCGUCUGGGAGAAAUUGAGAAAUACACGUUUUACUCAAAUACAAUCAUGAAAGGUUUAACGGAGAAGUGUAAUGCAGCAGCUGAAUGCUCAGAGGUUUUAACAAUUAUAAGCAAAGCUGUGAUUCGUUUGAAAUAUCCUUCUGAAUCGUCGGAAGAAAUUUUAAGAGCUCCUGAAAUGCAGAAAAUUCCAACUGAAGAGCAAAUCCAGACUUUACAACCUGGAGGACACAUAACCGAUAAUAUGAGGAGGUUGAUUGUGAGUAUACCUGAGUUGAUAAAUCAGGAGGAUACGAAUUCAGGUGAUCAAAAACGAAGAAAAAAAUGCCAAACACCGAGAUCAGACCCAAAUUUGGAUGGAUCUAGAUCAGACGAAUUUGAUCUAGACAAUUUUUUUGAUAUAGUCAAGAAAAUACAAUCACCAGAUAGUGCGAUGUUGCUGGACCAGAUGAGUAACUGUUAUGAGCCGGUUUCUGAUAUACAAAGAAUUCAUUCAACCGAAGGAAACAGACCAUUUACCACCAACCAUCUUGGGACAACCCACCCACUUUUAUAUCAGAGCACAGUUGAUGUUAGCAGAUCAUCUUGCUAUCCAACACCGAUGCCUAUCACUAGCUACCCUGACUCUGCCUCCAUCAAUCCAAAUAUAAUGAAUAAUAUAUAUGCGAACUCAAAACGUGAGGUAAAGGAAGGCCAAAAGGUAUAUCGGAUGAUGCUUGAAACUGGUGCAGACAGUAUCUGGGAUCAGUUUUUUGCUCAAACCUUCAAAAUUGAAGAUGAAGAAUAA